Messenger RNA from Salvelinus namaycush (lake trout), 930 nucleotides. RefSeq names its product neuroligin-3-like. Gene Ontology annotation, biological process: presynaptic membrane assembly; synaptic vesicle endocytosis; neuron cell-cell adhesion. The transcript has 3 exons. The record is from RefSeq and is a predicted model, not a curated record. Gene Ontology annotation, cellular component: synapse; cell surface; postsynaptic specialization membrane. Gene Ontology annotation, molecular function: neurexin family protein binding; signaling receptor activity. The coding region runs from base 1 to 930 and encodes 309 amino acids. NCBI's taxonomy places the organism in Eukaryota, Metazoa, Chordata, Actinopteri, Salmoniformes, Salmonidae.
AUGCUGCAGGACGCUGGGGUGUGUGGGGUCCUGGAGGACGCUGGGGUGUGUGGGGUCCUGGAGGACGCUGGGGUGUGUGGGGUCCUGGAGGACGCUGGGGUGUGUGGGGUCCUGGAGGAUGCUGCGGGACACUGGGGUCUGUUCCACCGUGCCAUCAUCCAGAGUGGCUCUGCCCUGUCCAGCUGGGCGGUCAACUACCAGCCUGUGAAGUACACCCGUCUGCUGUCUGAGAAGGUGGGCUGUAACGUUCUGGAUACCCUGGACAUGGUGGACUGUCUGAGGAAGAAGAGUGCCAGGGAGCUGGUACAGCAGGACAUCCAGCCAGCACGGUACCAUGUAGCCUUCGGACCGGUUAUAGACGGAGACGUCAUACCUGAUGAUCCAGAGAUCCUCAUGGAGCAGGGAGAGUUCCUGAAUUAUGACAUCAUGCUGGGAGUCAACCAGGGGGAGGGGCUUCGCUUCGUGGACAACGUGGUCGACUCAGAGGACGGCAUCUCGGGCAACGACUUUGACUUCUCAGUGUCGGACUUUGUUGACAGCCUCUACGGUUACCCAGAAGGCAAAGACACUCUAAGGGAGACCAUCAAGUUCAUGUACACGGACUGGGCGGACCGCGACAACCCCGAGACACGACGCAAGACGCUGGUCGCUCUGUUCACCGACCACCAGUGGGUGGAGCCGUCGGUAGUGACGGCGGACCUCCACGCCCGUUACGGCUCGCCAACGUACUUCUACGCCUUCUACCACCACUGCCAGAGUCUGAUGAAGCCGGCCUGGUCGGACGCAGCCCACGGGGACGAGGUACCCUACGUGUUCGGGAUCCCCAUGAUCGGACCCACAGACCUGUUCCCCUGUAACUUCUCCAAGAAUGACAUCAUGCUCAGUGCUGUGGUGAUGACCUAUUGGACUAAUUUCGCCAAGACCGGGUAA